This is a messenger RNA of Stegostoma tigrinum, 5280 nucleotides long. RefSeq names its product solute carrier family 32 member 1 (gene slc32a1). The transcript has 4 exons. The record is from RefSeq and is a predicted model, not a curated record. NCBI's taxonomy places the organism in Eukaryota, Metazoa, Chordata, Chondrichthyes, Orectolobiformes, Stegostomatidae. Gene Ontology annotation, biological process: amino acid transmembrane transport. Gene Ontology annotation, cellular component: vacuolar membrane. Bases 978 to 2540 code for a protein of 520 amino acids. Gene Ontology annotation, molecular function: amino acid transmembrane transporter activity.
UCAGCGCACUGAUAGAGUCAGUCACUUGUUAAGCCCUGCCUUUGCAAUUUAAAGAAACGUUCGGCUCGGGCUUCCAACGACAGUAAUUGGCUUGGAAGUCUAAACCCGUAAGAUUGGACAAGGCACCUGUGGGCGAUCACGGAAUCUUUCUGUGAUGAUUACUGUCGUUUAUUCAGAAGUCUCAAGGCGACGAGCUAAAGCCGGCUUCUGAAUACAGAGAUGAAUGCUUCAAAUAAGUGCGUUAUUUACACUCGCAGCUAAAGCAAUUCAGUGUCUUUGUCUAUAUCUGGUACCAGGCAUUGGAUCCCGAGCUCGUACAUCUAAAAAGUAAGAAUGAUUCCACAGUGCCCUAUGCAGAAUGGACUAAUGGUGUUUGACAGUCACAGUUAAAACUGUGUGAAGGGAAGAAAACAUGCAAUUUAAAUUGACGAAAUGCAAGUAGGAUGUAAAGAUAAGGUGCUGACUAUUGUUGAAGUGUACCACACAAUAGUUAUCAUCCCAAUUUGAAGCAGACACCACCAGAACUGCAAACAUUAUGAAACUGAUAAUAAAUAAUGCUGAUUCAAAAAAUUACAAGCUUAGACACUAGAGGAUCUCCACAGCAGAACUGGCAUCAUUCCGGCUGAAGGAAACCAACUGGGACCCAGGCGGCUGAGACUGGGCGGAUAUCUGCGCAGAGACAGACAGAGAGGGAGAAAGCUCCGAGCCCAGGACCCGGCGCCUUUCCCCGGUUUGCGGCUUUCACCCUUGCAGUGAGUGAGAGCAGCUCAGGAUGCGGCAGGGAAGGUUAUAGAGUCCAACGCGAAAAGCUGUCAUGAUCCUCGGAAAAGACUGGAAGGACAGGUACACUUUCAGUAAGAACUGGAGAUAGCAGUUGGGGUCCCACACCCCCCUCCCUCCCUCUCCACAAAUCUUUACCGUGCAAUUUAAAAACUUCCCUUUUCUACACGAGAGAAUCUCCCAAGAAGCAAGUAGCGAUGGCAACGCUUAUAAAAAACAAGCUUUCAAAUGUUGCUACUUCCGUCUCGAACAGAUCUCAGGCUAAAGUUAGCGGGGUGUUCGCCAGAAUGGGCUUUCAAGCGGCGACAGAUGAGGAAGCUGUAGGAUUUGCCCAAUGUGAUGACUUGGACUAUGAGCAUCGUCAGGGUCUACAGAUGGACAUUUUGAAGCCUGAAGAGGUGAGCGGAGAUGCAGAGCCAGUGGCUGAGGGCGAUAGUCACUACCAGAGGGACGGGACUGGUCUGCCUCCUUCAACCUCCAAGGAUGGAGAGCCGUGUGUGGAAUUAGCAGCUCAGGGGAAGCCCAAAAUCACUGCCUGGGAAGCGGGCUGGAACGUGACAAAUGCCAUCCAGGGUAUGUUCGUUCUGGGUCUCCCCUAUGCUAUCCUGCACGGAGGAUAUCUUGGUCUGUUUUUAAUCAUUUUCGCCGCGGUUGUGUGUUGCUACACGGGAAAGAUCCUGAUUGCUUGCCUGUACGAGGAAAACGAAGACGGCGAGCUGGUGAGAGUAAGAGACUCCUAUGUAGACAUUGCCAAUGCCUGCUGUGCCCCUCGCUUUCCGAAGCUGGGUGGCAGGGUCGUGAAUGUAGCCCAAAUCAUUGAGUUAAUAAUGACCUGCGUUUUGUAUGUGGUUGUAAGUGGCAACCUUAUGUAUAACAGUUUCCCGAAUCUGCCCGUCUCUGAAAAGUCGUGGUCUAUCUUGGCCACUGCGAUACUAUUACCUUGCGCGUUCCUCAAAAAUCUCAAAGCGGUGUCCAAGUUCAGCUUGCUCUGCACUCUGGCACAUUUUGUAAUUAACAUCUUAGUGAUCGCCUACUGCCUGUCUCGAGCCCGGGACUGGGCCUGGGACAAAGUCAAAUUCUACAUUGAUGUAAAAAAGUUCCCAAUUUCCAUCGGUAUUAUCGUCUUUAGCUACACGUCACAGAUCUUCCUGCCGUCGCUGGAGGGCAACAUGAAAAGCCCCAAAGAAUUCCACAGUAUGAUGAACUGGACUCAUAUAGCAGCGUGUAUAUUAAAGGGACUGUUCGCCCUGGUAGCCUAUCUAACCUGGGCAGAUGAGACAAAGGAGGUGAUCACAGACAACCUGCCCUCCACUAUUAGGGCAGUGGUCAACGUUUUUCUAGUGGCCAAAGCUUUGCUGUCCUAUCCGCUGCCAUUCUUCGCAGCUGUAGAAGUCUUAGAGAAGUCUUUUUUCCAGGAGGGCAGGAUUGCAAUGUUUACGAAUUGUUAUGGGGUAGAUGGUAAACUCAAAUCAUGGGGCUUAGCUUUACGCUGCAUACUGGUAGUCUUGACCUUGUUUAUGGCCAUGUAUAUCCCCCAUUUCGCUCUGUUAAUGGGCCUGACUGGGAGCCUAACGGGUGCAGGUCUCUGUUUUCUGCUCCCGAGUCUCUUCCACCUCCGAAUAUUGUGGCGAAAACUGCAGUGGCAUCAUGUCUUUUUCGAUGUCUCCAUAUUUGUCAUCGGUUCUAUAUGCAGUGUGUCCGGCUUCAUCCAUUCGCUGGAGGGACUAAUUGAGGCUUUCGCCUCCAACACAAGCGACUGAGAGCCAUUUGGGCUACAUCCCUCCCCGAUCCCCCUUCCACCCCCAAGAUCCACAAAACCUUUCAGAUAGGCGCCCAUUUUAAUUUUGCGCAGACUCAAAUUGUUACUUAAAAACGAUGAAGCGCAGGAACUAUGAAAAAAAAUUACAAUUCUGACCGCAUUGCGGCAACUCAUGCAAUUGUAAUUCGGCGUUUUGCAAAUGGAGAUGACAAGGCCAACCUUCAAAAACACUUUGAAAUAUUUCCACAGUAUUUCAAAUAUGAGUACUGGCGGGCUUUGUUGUCACCAACUCGCAUCCCAACAUUAUUAGGUUUCGACAACGAGGCCUCUAGGCAAGAGACUGGGAACGUCUUAAAAUCCAUGUUUAUUAUAUGGGAGAGGAAUAUAUGUGCUAUCCAAGCGAUUAUUUCAUGAACAUGUGGAAAUGUUUUAAACCGUCUGUGUGGUGUGGUUAUACAUGGCGGAAUGUAUAAUGCGAAGUUUAACUUGAAGUAUAUAUUGUGUAAUAUAAAGAUAUAUAUAUACAUAUAUGGCAAAAUAAAUGACUAUCUAGUAUCUUUUGGUGGUGUUGUUUCUAACGUUGAAAUCUGUGGAAUUACAGGUAUUUUGAUCAGUGAAUGAUCAUUGUUUAAAAUAGAUUGAAUAUAAAUUUCCACAACUGAUGAUGUUCUUUUGACGACUUUGAGAGAUAAUGGCGCUUGUGCUCUCCGUGUUAACAGUGAUACUUAAGGCACAAGCCGCACAUUGUUUGCAUAUGAAUGUUCCACCUACAGGGUCGACUCCAAAACGACUUUAAGACUUCUGCUUUUUUUUCCAACGACAAAGUAGAGAAACCACAUACAUUUUAAUUUCAGACAGUUAGGCAGGAAACCAUACCAACUCAUUGCUAGAUUAACAACGCAUAUAUCAAAAACGUAUCAAAUUAAUCGAUAGAAAAACGAACUAUUAGUCGAUUGAUGAAUCGCAUUAAUCAGCACAAUUGAAAUCUCACCCAGCAACGAGAUACUUUAUUUUACUAUUAUGUAACUAACGAUAUUUAAUUUCACGACAGAUUACAGGCUCCGUAACGAUUGCGGGAUCAACACAUUUAGGUUUAGGUAGUACGAAUCUGCGGAAUUAAAAUAGGGACAGUGAUGUUAUCAAUUAUCAGAGCGUAUUUUGGUGAAUUGUUAAAUGUAGAUUCUCAAUUUAUAUAUCUGCCACAUCCGCGUUUCAAGAUCGUAUUUAAUUAAUGCAAUAUCGUGUUCGUCAGAGUCACUUGAUCCCAGUACAUGCAGUUUCUUGUAUCGAGACUGAUUAUUUUAAAAGAGUAGUGUCAUUGGAAAGGGGAAAUAGAAUGAAGAACGGGAUUUUAUAGAAUUGGUACGAAAGUAUUUCACUUACAAAGGAGAUAGGCUAUAAUUCGCGCUGAAUCGUGGAAUCAACCACGUGCAUAUAUUAUUUAUAGAUACUUAAUAUUUUCAUGUUUAUUUUGCCAUGCGAUUUUAACGCAAGAAACCUGGACUUCAAUUUAGGACAGAUGAGUUAUUGCCUUCUGUAUUGGUAGAUAAAAGAUAAAAUCAGAUGGAUGAAUAACCUUGCAGGAAAUUGGUCGCUGCUCCUGGUGUGAUAAGACCGUUUCGCAGUUCGUUAACCACUCUCAGCAUUUUCCCCGAAGAUUUCAUGGACAAAUACCAGAAACUCCUAUCUCUGACACAACACCGAUGAACUCACACGAUUUUAUAAAACUGUAUUUGCAUGUUAAAAAGCAAGUUAAUGUCUGUUGUUAGAUACUGAGUGAAAUAAUGUAUAGCAAAUUUUGGUAAAGAUUCGAAUUGUGCAGCCGCAGGGAUUGUUACAGAAAAUGUACUUUUUCACUGAAAUGCAUUGUUCUCGCUAACUACUUAAGGGUGGCUUGAGCACAGGUAACUAUCAACGUUCACCUCAACCCACAUCCUGCGUCUGCUCAUUGGGAAUGGGGCCAAUUAAAUUGUGCUUACAGAGAAUUCGAUGGCCAAACGGGCGCUUUCAAUUUUGGAAUGGUUCUAUGAUUCUGGAUGGUCAUAUCCCAUUUAACAGGGGAAUGCAAUUCGUCACAAUUUCUACAGUUAACCGUCACCGUACCUGCAGAAAUGUCAAUGCAUAAAUGGGUUUAACCGUAUUCAGUUGAUUUCCAUUACUCACCCUUUUAUUUAAGUCGAUGCAAUAAUAAUGCUUGUAUUUUCAAACUAGUAACCUGGGACAUUUUAAGAUUAUAUUUCAGUACUAUCUAAAUACUGAUCAACCAAAAUACGUCUUGCCCACGUGCAACAAAAAAAAUCAAGGACGUAACUCCCGCAAUCGCAGCAUUUUGGCUUUAUUGUAAUAAAUCAUACAGUUUUAUUCUGUUUGGGCUGAAAUAACUAAUCUAAAACCUUGCUCCAUCCAGGUGCAGGCGGACGUUAAACGUUUUAGUAUUUGGUAUUGUUUAUGGCGGCAAAAAUAAGAAAUUGUCACGAGUUUAUUUGAAACCUGCAUUCAACGUUUUCACUGAUAAAUAUGUUUCUAGUUUUAGCUUCUUUUCGUAUCGAAUUUGUUCUCCGAUAGCUGGCGAAAAGUGACAACUACUUAUAACACACAAAGCUUUCUUUGUUUUGUUUUAAAAUAUUCUGCACUCUGUAAAUCUCCUGUACUUGCUCCUAACACAGCACACCUGAUUUGCAAUAAAUGCAACUUUGUAUGGACCCUAUAUUUCCAAAGAAAAAAUAAAAACAUAAUUAAAA